Messenger RNA from Pochonia chlamydosporia 170, 222 nucleotides. RefSeq lists its product as hypothetical. The record is from RefSeq and is a predicted model, not a curated record. NCBI's taxonomy places the organism in Eukaryota, Fungi, Ascomycota, Sordariomycetes, Hypocreales, Clavicipitaceae. The transcript has a single exon. The coding region runs from base 1 to 222 and encodes 73 amino acids.
AUGGAGUAUGGGCAAAGCCAGCGGGAGUACAGUUGUGUCAUCUAUACUUUGGACGUGAAAACAUCCAAAUUUCCAGGGAAUACCGUGUUGAGGUACCAGAGUCCGACUACAUCCCCGGACCAGUCGAAAGUGACGCGGAUUCCAAUAGUGACUUGGCAUGGUUUAGAUCCACAGGACGAGUAUAUAUAUUUAAAUGUCGCCCGUAAUUCACCAGUGCAUUAA